Molecule: messenger RNA, 3616 nt
Organism: Nothobranchius furzeri (turquoise killifish)
Lineage: Eukaryota; Metazoa; Chordata; Actinopteri; Cyprinodontiformes; Nothobranchiidae
Source: RefSeq, a predicted model, not a curated record
GUGUGAUUUUAGUUUUCAGCAGAAACAGACUUUUUUGGGAGUGGGGGUGGGGAGUGGCUCUGCACCUGCACUGGACAGGGGAGCAAAAGUUCAUGAUGCAUUCAGGGAAAAUUGGUGUGUCCAACUAUACUGAAAUAAAAACAUCUAAAGAGGUUUAUUUGUGAAUGCUAUGAGUUUUCUGUAAAAUGAUUAUUGCUUAAAUAUUGCACAUGAAAUUAGCUCAUGCCUGAAGUCUGUUAAGACAUUAUCAGCUGGAAAACCCUAAAUUUUUAAUGUAUCAAGUUUGCAGUCUCAUUGUUCGUGAAAGCAGCAUGUGCAUUGUAGAUGGAAAGUACCGGAGCUGCCCUGGAUCUCUCCAACUUUGUCAGUCUUUGACUAAUUCUACAGAGGAAAAGAGGAAUAACUCCACAGCCCAAAAAGACAUGCAGAGCCAAUGCCCCUCAGGAGCUGGGAUUCCAGAGGAUUUCAAUGAGAAAGAGAAAACAGCAUCUUUCAAAAGAUAAAAGCUGAGAAACAAAAGCAAUGGGCUCGACCAAAGUUCUGAAGAUGAACCCACCUUGUGCACCCAAAGGCCUACAGGGAAAUCAAAGAAGAAGCAGACCAACAAAGGAACACCCACCCAUUCCCCUUCCCUGCUCACUGUCCAUGGUUUUACUCAAGAUCAUCCAGAUAUGAUGAGCCAAGAACCUUCAGGAGCUGAGUGGUCUAAGGAGUCAAAUGGAAAGGACAAAACAGACAUGGAUCAACAGGAUUUAACCUCUAAGAAAUUCAACCGAAAGAUUUGGAGCAAAUCUGGGAAAGAAGCGGUUUGGCAACAGCUUUCGGUUGUUGCCAUAGUGAUGGACAUCUUCACCGACAGGGACAUAUUUAAGGAGGUCAUCGAUGCGACUCAGAGAGGAGUGGCUGUCUACAUCCUUCUGGAUGAUUCUCGAGUCAGAAGCUUCCUGAAAAUGUCCCGGAGUGUUGGCAUUAAUGUCCUGGACACACCGAAUCUUGUUGUUCGUACAGUUCAGGGGCAGCAGUACCGGUGUCAGUCAGGGUGGACGUUCCACGGAGGUCUGGAACACAGGUUUAUCCUGGUGGACUGUGAGACAGUUUUGUUUGGGACGUACAGCUACACCUGGUCGUUUGAGAAGAUCAACCGGAGUAUGGUGCAGGUGGUCACUGGUCUGCUGGUUUCUUCUUAUGACGAGGAGUUCCGAAGACUCUAUGCCUUCUCCAGUGUUCCUGCAGUCCUGUCCAACUGGAGUCAAUCGUUCCCCAACGCUACUGAAAGUUUGAUGCAGAGGCUCCCAGAAAACAGAUGUGUUUCCCUCAAUCAUCUAGACCGCAAAGCCAUGAGAGGAGCCCAGCAUGGCUCAAGCUGUCACAUUGAUAUUCAAGAGAGGCAAAGUCUUAUGUAUACAACAGGAGAGCUGCAAAAGUUAAACUCCAUGAUUCGUUUGAAGAUGGAGACCAAGGGCCUUGGUGUUUCUGCUGCUGCUGAGAGGAGAGGAUCCAGACUCAGGGCCAGCAGAGAUCUGCAGAACCUGGAGCACCAGAUUCCUUUCCACUCUGAAACAUCUCUCCACAGGUGGAAGAUGGACAAAUACAUGGAGGAGAACUCUAUGGGCCCUACAAUGCCUCUACACAGCAGUCACACGGGCUUAGUGGAAGCUAGGUCACAGCAGAUUCAGAUGAUGCCCACCUCCGUCACCUCUAAACUGGAGGAAAUGAGGCGAAAACGACUCAGUAUGCAGGAAUCUGCCAAUCUCAGGAAAAGAUACGAGUCCUUAAACUCUGUGGACUCAGCUGCAGAACCGAGAAGGUUAACGUCUGACCCGAGCCAGAUGAUGCCAAGACUGGAUCCAAAACCCCCAAACCGUUACAGCCUGGACGAUAAAAACCCUAACCAUGCAGAGAAGGGCCCCAUUUUCUGGAAUGGUCAACGAUCUCUUUCUCAUCACAAUGUCAAAACGACCAAAGAUCAAAGGGUGAUCCGGGGGGCGCAGUCGCUCUCUAGGACCAAAUCAGAUGCUGAUCUGGAUGCUAAACUGACACCAAACCUGUCCCGCCUACACUCCAGCAGUCUCAGUGUCCAUCAGUCCAGGAUGAUGGCAUCUCUGAUCGAGAUCCCUGAAGAGAAGGAUGCCUCCAACGCUUGUGUGAAUGGUUUUGACUCAGUGCUCAUGGCACAGCACAGAGAGGCACCAGAAGACAGAGAGGCUCCUCUAAAGGAAAACUUAACAUCAGUACCACAGAAUGGAGAUCAAGUAAGAGCGACAUGUGGGUUCAAACAAAACAUCAAAGGUUCCUUUCCUCCAAGAGAAGAGCGUGGAUCCAUUCACAGCAGCCCUGAAGCAGACCUACAGGGCUUCAGCUUGUCUCGAGGACUCCAGAGUGACCACGGAAAGGAAGUCCACACAAAGCAAGAGGGACAAGAACCUCAGAGGAACGCGAAAACAGAGGAGAGUCCAGCGCUUACUGUCGGAAAAAAGGACCUCUCCAUAAGAGAGGGGGAGUCGGUCCAUAGGAGGGUCUCUCUGAGGUCCCAAAAUGCCUUCAGACUAUCGCGAGCAGCCAAGGAAGACCUUUCACCAGCAUCUACUGUAAAGCCAGCUCCCAGAAAAGGUCCGUUACUAGGAAUCUCCAGGUCACAGAACUCUCUUACUGGUUCGUCUGUACCAGACGGUCACAAGUCUCUGUUCUCCCGGCUGUCUCCUCAUCAUUCAAGCAAAAGAAAGACGUUGUCUCUGCUUUCAGUGGAGCAGAAGCAAAGCUUGAGGAGCACUCAGAAGGAUGAAGGAGCAAACGUCUCUCAGACAAAGCCAGAAAGAACUUACAGUCAGAGCGAGCUGUUCCUUCAAGGUGAAAUGUUCCCUGUGGGGAAGUCCCAGAGGAAAGUAAGUACCUUAGACAAACUCAGAACCUCCUCCCUGAACAGACGGGACAACGACCACCAGGCUUCUGACAACAAGCUGGGCCGGCUCAUUCAGCGCGUGGGGAACCUGAUCAACAAGAACAAGGAGGCGGGCCACUUCGGCUCCACAUAACAACCCAAUGUUCGCUCCCAUCAGUGUCCACCACGCAUCAGCGCAGCUAAAACGCAGCACCAGUGUCUUCUCAGGUCUUCGUUCGGAAUCUUGUGAUUGGAUCCAAGUCUGAAGAUCCCGUCUGCUGUUCUUACCUAAAAGUGUUACGGUGCUUCAAACGUCCUCAAAGUACGGGACAUCACAUGCCUAGCAUGGAUUCACGUGUCUUUUAGUGUUGUUGCUGAUUUUAUAUUAUUAUUCAUGUCUGUAAACAGAGCCAACAAAGAGUUCACGUUUAUUUUUGUUAAUCAUCUCAGCUGUCUCUUCUGAAGGGCUGAAGACGAUAGUGUUCUUGACAUCCUGAUCAGCUGUACGGAUGUGUACUUGGGUUAUGUUUGGUUCUGUCAAACUGCAGCUAAUCCCGGGUUAUUAUAACCCACAAGCACUUGGGUUAGGGUUAGUUAGCUUCCCCAACGAUGAUGACACAAGCAAAAACACCACAUGACUCAGCACUUUAAAGGUUACGUAAGCGUUUAUUUUCAAAUUUCUCACAAUUAUCUUGAUAAAAUAACUUUUUCCUCUCCAAAUAAAAGUUUCAUACCCAC